CAUAUUGUACAGUCCACAGAGCAACAUCAUGAUGGAACGGGUCUGGCUGGUUGUCUUGUAUCUCUCAGGCUGGGAGAUCUCCACGUGCCUCUUGCAUCAGUACCACUAUGUUGCUGAUAAAAAGACUUGGGCUGAAGCUCAGGCCUACUGCAGAGAGACAUACACGGACCUGGCCACCAUUAGAAACUCUGAAGAAAUGAACCAACUCCUCGGCACCAUCGCAUCUUUUGGCUACAAAUCUGAGGUGUGGAUUGGCCUGUACACUACGAUCGACUGGAGGUGGUCCGACGGCUACAGAGGGCGUGGAACUGAGUAUAGGGACUGGCAAGAUCGUACUGACAAUGAACCAGACUUUUCCUCAGCGGCUCAGUUCUGUGUGUUAAUUGACAACACUGGUGGCUGGUGGGAUGAUGAUUGCACCUUAGCCUACCCAUUUAUCUGUUACACAGGAACACAGCUGAAUCCUGAAUAUGUUGUCGUGAGUGAAAAAAUGAAUUGGUCCGGUGCUCAGAGCUACUGCAGGAAGAACUACAUAGACCUGGCCACUGUGAGGAACGACACUGAGAACCAGAAGGUCCUGAGCUUGGUGCCGAGUGGAGGCUGGACAUGGAUUGGUUUGUUCAGAGACCCUAACUUGUACUGGUCCGAUGGGAGUGACUACUCAUUCAGCUACUGGUCCACAGGUUCAUUCGCUAUUGGCUCGACGAGGGCCUGUGGUCUUGCAGCUUUGUAGAGUACAGGAAAAUGGAAGACACAGACCUGUGAGACUAGAUUACCGUUUGUCUGCUACAGCGUCCCUCUGCCUGCAGUCAUGAGGCAGACAAUUAAACUGAGGAUGAAGACAGGGGACCCCUUUCUGGAUCUGAAUGACCCUGCGGUAAAAGCAGUCAUCCUGAAAAAGCUCCAGGGCAGGCUGAAGGAGAAUGGAAUGAGUGGAGUCACCCUGAAGUGGAGAGAACAGCCUGAUGGGAAAGUCUUCCACAAGGAGGGACAAGCUCACAGAGGAAAUUCAAACAGAAAACUGAGCUCUGAAAUUGAAGUCUGAUUUUACUUCUGUUUACGCAUGGUGAAGGGUUUGUUCUCUAUCUGCUAAUAGGCUGCACACACCUGAACAAGUCCUGUAGACUGCCAUGAAAUACUUUUCUUUUCAUUUAGUGUGAAAUACAAUUUAUUUUGAUUUUCUCCUGAAUUUUGAACCCUUAU
Molecule: messenger RNA, 1203 nt
Organism: Perca fluviatilis (European perch)
Lineage: Eukaryota; Metazoa; Chordata; Actinopteri; Perciformes; Percidae
Product: secretory phospholipase A2 receptor-like
Exons: 5
Coding region: 29-733 (234 amino acids)
Source: RefSeq, a predicted model, not a curated record